Molecule: messenger RNA, 13937 nt
Organism: Leptinotarsa decemlineata (Colorado potato beetle)
Lineage: Eukaryota; Metazoa; Arthropoda; Insecta; Coleoptera; Chrysomelidae
Product: basement membrane-specific heparan sulfate proteoglycan core protein
Biological process (GO): homophilic cell-cell adhesion; synapse organization; receptor-mediated endocytosis
Cellular component (GO): axon; neuronal cell body; signaling receptor complex
Molecular function (GO): calcium ion binding; protein binding; axon guidance receptor activity
Source: RefSeq, a predicted model, not a curated record
GUGGACACAGACCUAGUAUUUGACAGUCUAGAACUAACAAAUUCAAACCAUCCUAGGAUAUUGCCACCAGAAGAAGAUGAAUACUGGCUCUCAAGUACUGUAAAUAGAAUAAAAAGGAGCAUCAGUAAUAUAUUCACGAAAGAAAAUAAACAUCCAGAGAAAGUAAACCAUCCGCUCCACAAGAAAACCUCUGCUCAUCAGGUUAAGAAAAUACAUCCGAAAAAAUUGGGGAGCAAGAACCACAGAAGGAAACAUAGGCAAACACAAGAUGAAUACGACGAUGAGGGACAAGAUGAAGGACAGGACGAAUAUGAUGUAGAACUGGGACCAGAGUAUGCUAAUCCAGACGUCAGCUACGAGAACUUGGAUAUCGGUGAAAACAACUCAGUAAAUGGAGGAGCAGGAGAUGAUGAAGACUUGUAUCCUGAAUCCGGGGACCACGAGUCGAGCGGGGAAAUAGAUGAAGGCAUAGAAACAACAACGAGAGACGAUUAUGGUCAUCCCCGUAUAUAUCGAUUCGUUUUCACCGUCAUGGAGCCAUACCAGACAGACUAUGAAGAUAGAAACUCUCCACAGUUCCAGACACUUUCCAAUCGCGUCAAACGUUCUAUUGAAUCAAUCUUCGAACAGUUCCCUGGAGAACAGUUGGUGUCCGUAGUAAAAAUUGAGAAACACCCAGACGACAUAUUCAAGGUCAGAUUGACGGUGGACAUAGAUUCUGAAGGUUAUUCGGAUAAGGAAGCUAUCAAGCGAUCCUUGUAUGAACCAAUCCAGAACAAUCACAGAAUUGGAGAUGUACUUACUGCCGAUCCAGAUGACUUGCGAUUCACAGAAUUUGGAGCCACUGGUAGCAUUUGCGAAACGAACGAAUUACGAUGUAAUAGUGGACAAUGUAUCAGUGAAGAAUUCAGAUGUGAUGGAUUCAACGACUGUCCCGAUAAUUCCGAUGAAGAAGGUUGCCCUACCGGACCCAUUGUUGAACCGGAUGCGCCAGCUCCUGAACCGAUCCCGACUACUGAAGCAGCUACAACGACAACCACCACAACCACAGAAGCUCCGAGAGAAACCACUCCAACAACAACUCCACCAACAACAUUACCAACUUCUCCCCCAACUACCACUACCACCACCAUUACUACUACCCCUACCACUGAACGGAUCACAACUGAAGAAACAAUCCCUGAAGGUAGCGGUGCAGUAGAUUGUAGAGCAGACGAUGCGGUUCAAUGUGAAGACGGAUCCAGAGUCAUCUGCUCUGACCAAAUUUGCGACGGCUCUUUCGAUUGCGAUGAUGGUGGAGAUGAACGCGGCUGCCAAGGGGAAUGUCGUGUGGGAGAAUUCAAAUGUGACAUCAGCAGAUGCAUUCCUCUCAGCCAGCGUUGCGAUGGAGUACCAAAUUGUUCAGAUAAUACCGACGAACAUAACUGUGUGACGGAAUGUACUGACCAGCAGUUCAGAUGCGAUGGAGAUAGAUGUCUGCCGAACGAAUUAAAAUGCAAUGGAGUCAGGGAUUGCCAGGAUAAUGAGGACGAAAGAGAUUGUCAAGUUCCAUUGAGAUGUCUACCUACCGAAUUCUCCUGUGGAGAUAUGUGCAUCCCGACUUACGCUGUCUGCAACGGUAUUAGAGAAUGCAGAAAUGGUAUCGACGAAGCAAAUUGUACAGAACGGUGUAGAGCAGACCAGUUCAAGUGUGGAAACGGAAAAUGCAUCCCAUUAACCUCGAAAUGUGACCUAAAUUACGAUUGCGAAGAUCUUAGUGACGAACGGGGUUGUCCAUGCCACCCCAGCGACUUCCAUUGCAAAAAUGGAUUCUGUAUCCCCCAAUCCCAAAGAUGCGACGGUACACACAACUGUCAAGAUAAAUCUGACGAAGAUGGAUGCAUCGCAACGAAAACUUGUCAAAGUCACCAAUGGAAAUGCAUGGACGGUACCUGCAUUGAUCAGAUAUUUCGAUGCAACUUGAAGCCUGAUUGUCCUGACAGAUCCGACGAAAUGGAAUGCCAACAAUGUUUGCCAGAUCAGUUCAGAUGUAGCGAUGGCACUUGUUUGAGCUUGUCGUUACGCUGCAAUGGUGUCUCAGACUGUAUACACUCUGAAGAUGAGGAAGGAUGUGCUUUGUGCCAGAGUUAUGAAUUCACUUGCGCUAAUGGCCAAUGCGUGGAUGAAAGGUUCCGUUGCAAUAAUAUUGCGGACUGCACUGAUCAUUCUGAUGAGAAGAAUUGCGAUAACGAAAAAGAAGAGAUAAAAUGUAUCGAAAAUACAUGGAAGUGCAUGACUGACUCGUUGUGCAUAAAAAUGAGAAAAGUUUGUGACGGAAUUGUUGACUGUCCAGACCAAAGUGACGAAAAUGAUGACACUUGUAGCAAAUCGAUAAAACCGGCGUAUAGACCCGAUCCUGAUAUUUUUACGGAAGGUCCACGUAGAUGCGCAGAAGGUGAAUUCCAAUGCAGAGAGGGCGAUUGCAUUGAGGGAUAUAAACAAUGUAACGGUUAUAGCGAUUGCCAAACAGGAUCCGACGAAGAAAAUUGUCCCGUCACAACCACCGAAUAUCCUGCAUGCAGACCAGACGAUUUGAUAUGCGAUGACGGUAGCUGUACACCAGGAAAGAGAUGCGACAAGAUAUACGAUUGCAUUGACGCGUCUGAUGAAAAAGGCUGCAGCGGUUUUUGCGAUCUGACGCAGUUUCAAUGCGCGAACGGCUCUUGCAUCGACGAAAGGUUGCGUUGCGACGGCCUCAAAGAUUGUCUCGAUGGUUCCGAUGAGGAAGAUUGUGUUACCAAAUGUCCUGAUCAACAAUUUCGAUGCGGCGAUGGAAUAUGUUUGGACAGCAGAAGACGUUGUGAUGGUUUCGACGACUGUCUUGAUAGAACUGACGAAAUUGGAUGUCCUGGAACAAACAUAACAUGCGGGGGAGGCCAAUUCGAUUGUGGAAAUAAUCAAUGCAUAUUACCAUCAUAUCGGUGUGAUGGUAUUGAAGAUUGUGAAAAUGGAAAGGACGAAAUUGGAUGUGGUUCUUGUUCAGAGGAUGAAUUCGAGUGUGAAUCCGGCUUCGCAUGCAUUCCAAAAUCCCAGCAGUGCGACGGAAACUCCGAUUGCGAUGACAAUUCCGAUGAGAACAAUUGUAGCAAACCCAGCAGAUGCUCCUCGAAUGAAUGGACGUGCAAUGACGGAACUUGCAUUGAAUCUUUCCGCCAGUGUGACAGAAACAGAGAUUGUCCAGAUGGAUCCGAUGAGUUACAAUGUCCUUGCACAAGCAAUGAAUUCCAAUGUUUAGAUGAUAACAGAUGUAUAGACGAAAAUUUGCGUUGUGACAGAAGGAAUGAUUGUAACGAUGGUUCCGAUGAAUAUAAUUGUCCAACUGAACCUCCAACUAUUCCACCAGAACCUCCAAGACCAAGACUCAGUUGUCCUCAGGGCUACCAACCAUGCCGCUCGCUGAUGCAGUGUAUUCGUUAUGAUCAAUUGUGUGAUGGAAGUGUAGACUGCAACGAUUUAUCGGAUGAAACAAAUUGUCCUGGCAGUAGUAAUGAUCUCAACUUGAAGACGUAUCCAAGCGAAACAGAACAAAGAGAAAUCACGUAUAAGAUCGGCCAAGAAGUAGUACUGACCUGCAGAGACGAAGGAAUGACUAGGGCCAAAGUACACUGGGAAAGAGAAAAUGGUCUGCCUUUACCACCAGGUUCAACUGAUGAGAGAGGAAGGCUGACAAUACCAAACAUUCAGUUAGACCAAGCAGGAACAUACAUUUGUUUGGCAACUGGAUAUCCUCCAAAUACGCCGGGCGCGAGAGUACCUGCUAGAUUGACAGUGACCAGAAGAAUACCUCAACCAACUCGACCACCAACAGUAUGUAGAGCAAACGAAGCAACCUGCUCCAACGGACAAUGCAUCCCAAGAAGUAAACUUCGUGAUGGUCGAUUUGACUGUUCUGAUGGUUCCGAUGAAGAUGGAUACAGACCCAACGGAUGCGAACCCAAUGAAUUUCAAUGUGCCAACAAAAAAUGCGUUCUCAAGACCUGGAUAUGCGAUUCAGAUGACGACUGUGGUGAUGGAUCUGACGAACAAGAAUGUGCGACCAACCCACCAGGAUCAGCCUGCCAAUACCAUCAAUUCGCUUGUCAUUCCAACAACCAAUGCAUUCCAAAAAGCUACCACUGUGAUAUGCAGAACGACUGUGCAGACGGCAGUGACGAAGUUGGUUGCGCCAAGCCUGUCAUCGCUCAAAAUCCGCCACCAAUGGUGACCCUCAAAGUAGGAGAAAAAUUCGAAAUAACUUGUAGAGCUGUAGGUAUCCCAACACCAGAAAUUGUGUGGCGUCUUAACUGGGGUCACGUUCCUCCCAAAUGCAGAAUGAUCAGUAACAAUGGAUUUGGAACACUUAUUUGCGAAAACAUACAAAUCGAGGACCAAGGAGCUUACUCUUGCGAAGCGAUAAACAUCAAAGGAGCCACUUUUGCUGUCCCUGAUACCAUUCUCAAUGUGAAACGUGAUGAGGUUUGCAAAGCAGGAUAUUUCAAUGUUCAAGCCAGAACCGAAGGAGAAUGUAUCAAGUGUUUCUGUUUCGGACAUACCAGUAGGUGCAAAUCGGCCGACCUAUUUAUAUUCCAGUUCCAACCACCUUUCGACUCUCUUAAACUUCUUGGUGUUCGAAUUGAUCCAAUUUCUGGAGAUGUGUCCAUUAGAGAUGAACCCGUCUACAGAGGAGCUCAACCUACGUUAUCUCUAGUAGGUGCUCAAGGAGUUCAUGCCACUGCACCAGGAGGUAGUGAAUUGGCUCAACAAAAUGUUGUUCCUUAUUUCGCCAUGCCUGAAAGUUAUCACGGAAAUCAACUCAAAAGUUAUGGCGGCUACAUCAACUUUGGGCUCAGGCAUUCCAAUAGAGGUUAUCCUGUACCCGGUCCCGAUAUCAUCAUUUCUGGUAACGGAUAUAUCCUGACCCAUUACUUGAACCGACUUCCUACACCAAACACCAUUGAGAAUACUACAGUAAGGCUUUUCGAAGGCGAAUGGACUAGAGGUUCGCAAAUCAUUGCCACCAGAGAAGAAAUAAUGAUGGUGCUGGAGGAUAUUGAUAAUAUUCUAAUCAAAGUACAGUAUAAUGAAGGAACAUUGAAUACAACAUUGUUCAAUAUUGAAAUGGAUUCUGCGGGAUUAGAUAAUGCAGGAUUGGGACCAGCCAGUUACGUAGAAGAUUGUUCCUGUCCCGCUGGAUAUACUGGUAGUUCUUGUGAGAGAUGCGCAAAUGGUUACGAGAGACAAAAUACUGGUCCAUGGCUUGGCCUGUGUACGGCACAGCCUAAGAAUUGUCCACCAGGAAUGUAUAAUGAUGGAAGAGAUUGCCAGAUAUGUCCUUGUCCUCUCACUGAUUCCAGAAACCAGUUCGGAAGGACUUGUCAAAUGGGACCCGAUGGCAAUGUAUUAUGUAAUUGUCCUCCUGGCUAUGUUGGAAAUCGUUGUCAGCAGUGCGCCCCCGGAUAUGUUGGUAAUCCUCUAGUUCCAGGAGAUCAUUGCCGACUAGCUCCAACUGAACCCCCACCAUCAUACUGUGAUCCUAACGGGUCACUGGACAGCCGUCCAGAUCCUUAUGGCAGAUGCAGUUGUAAGAAUUUGGUCGAUGGUCCUACAUGUAACCAAUGUAAGAGUGAAACAUUCUACUUGAACCGAAGAAACCAGUUCGGAUGCAUACCUUGCUUCUGUAUGGGGGUAUCCAGGCAGUGUUCAAGCUCUAAUUGGUACAGAGAAAAGGUAACCAGCAUCUUCGUAUCGUCUAGCCAAGAAUUCAAACUGGUCGACAACUUCAACAGAGAAAAUCCUAUUGCUGAGGGGAUAGAGCUUCGUGCAGAGAAUCGAGAAAUUUCUUACUAUAGCUUCAGUUCACCAAACGCUUACUACUGGUCCCUUCCUUCUCGUUAUCUGGGAAACAAAAUAACUUCAUACGGCGGUUAUCUCACCUACACAUUGAGACACACUCCUAGACCAGGUGGUCAAAGUUCCAGAAACAAUGCAGCAGAUGUAGAACUCGUCAGCAAAAACAACAUCAACCUCCUGUUCUAUAACAGAAAUCAAACACAGAGUACGGGUGCUCCACAAACCUUUGUCGUCCCACUUUUAGAACAAUAUUGGCAGCGCAGUGAUGGUCAGGUGUCUGAUAGAGAGCAUCUUCUGAUGACAUUGGCAGACUUGGAAGCGAUUUACAUCAAGGCAACAUAUUUCACCAAUACCCAAGAAUCUUCAUUGAUUUCCGUUUCACUGGACAUUGCCACUGAUCGAAAUAUAGGUUCACUUGAUAGAGCGUUGGAAGUUGAACAAUGUUACUGCCCUGUUGGCUAUACAGGUCUUUCUUGCGAAGAUUGUGAUGUAGGAUAUACAAGAACACCAAAUGGUCUAUAUCUUGGAAGUUGUGAACAAUGUAGCUGUAAUGGAUAUUCUAAUGAAUGCGAUUCUACAAGCGGAUUAUGUAUGAACUGUAGAAAUGGUACAACUGGUGACUACUGCGAUGAAUGUCUUCCCGGAUAUACUGGAGAUCCAGCCAAUGGUAUCCCAUGCACAUAUGAAGGUCCAUAUCCAACAUGUAACUGCGACUCUCGAGGUUCAAUUUCAAAUGAAUGCCGAAAUGGACGAUGUAUUUGUAAGGCCAAUGUGGAAGGCGAUAACUGUGAUCGUUGCAGACAAGGUUCUUUUGGCCUCAAUAUUAGCUCAAUCGAUGGUUGCGAAUCCUGCUUCUGUUCUGGUGUUGCGAGAGAAUGUAGUGAAAGUAGUCUCUACAUUGAACAAAUUCCGAUUCAAAUAACUGAAAACCAGAACGAAUUCAUCUUGACUGACCAGUACUUCCGUGAAAAGAUAUCCGACAAUUUCAAAGUGAACGCUUUCAUGAACGAAAUAAGCUACAACUUCUUACCCAGCCAGCGUAGGACGUUCUACUGGUCUCUUCCUAGUGUCUUCACCGGUAAUAAAAUAAAAUCUUAUGGAGGAAAACUCGAGUAUUCUCAAAGAUACACUCAGAGACCCGGAGCAACAUACGUACCUGACAAAGAUGUAAUCAUUAGCGGCAAUGAUAUUACUAUUUACUGGAGUAACUCUGUGGAACAGAGGGCUGACCAAAUCAAUCUUGUGUCGAUAACUCUGCAUCCGAACGCUCAGUGGUUCCGCUUGGAUUCCAACCAGGGUCCCAAGCCAGCUUCUCGUGAAGACAUUCUUACCGUUCUGGCCAAUGUUGGUACCAUUCUGAUCAGAGCAACACAGUCCAGCGACACCGGUACCGCGUACCUAAGCGAUAUAACCCUUGACACGGCAGUCGACCAGUACACAGGAAAACCAAGAGCAAGCAGCGUGGAAGUAUGUAGAUGCCCGCCAGGGUACAGAGGAUCGUCUUGCGAAGCUUGCGCUUCAGGAUACUACAAAGAUCUCUACAUCGACCAGAGCAGACCACUUGGAUCCUGUUCGAGGUGUCCGUGCAACAACAGAGAGGAGAGUUGCGAAACUGGACCGGAUCAGAGAGUGAUUUGCCACUGCAAGCCAGAUUAUUAUGGAAAUCAGUGCGAAUAUGGACAACCGAGCAAUAUAGUCCAUAUAGUUGGUCUCGAAAUGGAAAUGACUCCUGCAAAAGUUGUGGCUCCCAUUGGAACUCAAGUACAGAUCACUUGUAAGUUUCGUAGCGAAUCUGCGAAGGACCUCUACUUAAGCAUUGAAAGUUUAAAUAGUCACGAUUUCAAAGAAACGAGAUAUAAUGGAGGAGCGACAACCACCUUUUACCAUGUUGUGAGUUGUAACCAGCAAACAAUACGAUGCGUUGUUCGCAAUAAAGAAAGGAUUGAAGUGGGACGUAUUAACGUUUUAGUUUCACCAGCUGAUAUUUCAACAACCACUACUGAAGGUCCAAUCACUACCACCAAUUCUCCUGUAUCGACCAUAGAAGUUAGUAUCAAGGUGCCCACUAUAGGAAUUUACGAAGUUGGUAGCACCGUCAGAUACAACUGUUCAGCUAGAUCCCGUGUAUCUCCUUACAGAACUAAAUUGCGGACACCACGUGACAAUUUGGUGCACUCUGAUUACCUGGGUGAUCUGUCUGCCUUGUGUGGUAGGCUGAGAGAACGUCAAGAUCAAGCACCUACAAUUGCUCUCUCCCAAUCUCGAAUUGAUGUGAAUGAAAGCCAACCUGUCAGUUUACAAAUUGCUGCUACCGGAGUUCCAGUUCCAGACAUCAGUAUAGUUCGACCAGACGGACAGCGAAUAAAUCCAAGAUAUUUCCAAAAUGGAAAUUUCUACAUUCCUCGCUCUCAACCCUCGGACGGAGGAGAGUACCUUGUCAUCGCCACCAACAGAGCAGGAAGUAACCGUGUCCGAUUUGAAAUCGUAGUUCACGAAGCAUCCGUUAUACCUCUAGUUCAAGUCAACAUUUCACCUGGAUACUUCACCGGCAACUCUGGAGACACGGUCAUUCUGAAGUGUUCAGCAAUACCUUUCGGCGAGACGGUCAGAUGGAGCAAGCAAAGAGGAGACCUGCCCUAUAAUUCGAGAGAAGACAGAGGUACCCUGAUGAUAUUCAAUGCCACCCCAGACGUUUCGGGAGUUUACAUUUGCACCGUUACGUCAGCUACAGGAAGUGUCGGAACGAAUAGUGCCACAGUUACCAUCAGAGAAAAUGUUGAAAGGCAAUAUCCAACGGCUAGAGUUUCCCCCGACAGACUCACCCUAUCACAAGGUCAGUCGACGGAAAUACGGUGCGUCACCACUGGUAUUCCAACACCUUCAGUAAAAUGGACCAAACUUGGAGGGGAACUGGGUUUCAAUGCUGAACAAAUCGGUUCGGAGUUACGUAUCAGUAAUGCAAGAGUUGAAGACAGAGGAGUUUAUGUUUGUGUUUCAACGAAUAUCCAUGGAAUGGAACAGGCCUCAGUGGUUGUAGAAGUUACACGGCGAGAAGCACCGGUAUUAGAGAUUUAUCCCUCUGCAAGUCAGACAAUUAUAGCAGGAAAUAGUGCAAUCAUUCAGUGCAGGGCUACCGCCGGAAUCCCUUCCCCUACUAUUUCUUGGAGGAGGGCAGAUGGUCAACCAAUCAGUCAAAACAUUGAGCAGAUGUCUGGCGGCACUCUGAGGUUCAUGCAGAUAUCAAUUAGGGAAGAUGGGGACUACAUAUGCACAGGCGUCAAUGAUGCGGGAUCUGCCUCAGCUACUGCUCACAUAACGGUUCAUACACCUCCAGAAAUAGAAGUAUCACCGCCGCAAGAAAUCAUUACCAGACAAGUUGGCGAUUCUCUACGUCUUGAAUGCCGAGCUACAGGUUUUCCUAUGCCUAGCGUUGCUUGGACCAAAUACAGAGAUAGGCUACCUCAAGAAUAUCUACCGGAGGCAUUGCAAUCAACAAAUGUAGCUUACCAACAAUUUGAUCGUCUCACUAAAGAAAAUGAAGGUCUCUAUAUUUGCACGGCUGAAAGUAGAGCAGGUGUUGUAGAAAGAAGAGUACAGCUGGUGGUAGACAUUUUACCUAUUAGAGGAGAUAUCACUGAUACUCCUCCCUCAGGUGAAGAUGCGACAUCUACUGGUGACAGAUCAGGUUUCAGAGACAACGAAACCCGCAGACCUGUGACGACAACAAACCUUCCCGAUAUUCCCUCACAUGAUCAAGAGUUUACGGCAGCUGUUGGAGGACGAGCCGAGCUGAGAUGUAGCAUCCAAGAUAGCCACGGAUCCAAUAUCCAAGUGAGAUGGUCCAGAACUGAUGGUCUUCCUCUUCCACCGUUGGCGUACGAAACUAGCGGAAUUCUCUACAUUGACAACGUCCAACCUGCAGCCCAAGGGGAAUAUCGCUGCACAGGAUAUGAAGCUUCUGGAAGAUCUGUUUUCAAUGUCAACACCUAUCUAACGGUCAUCUCACCACCAAGAAUCACUCUCAUACCUCCAAGGCAGGUUGUUCAUCCAGGAGAACAUGCCUACAUCAACUGCAGUGCCACAGGGGAGCAACCGAUACAAAUUUCCUGGUCGCCCAUCAACAGGCAAAUGCCAACUUCCGUCUAUACUCGAGAAGGAUAUAUCCGUUUCAAUAAUAUUCAACUACAAGAUACCGGUAGGUAUCUUUGUACAGCCAGGAACAGAGCUGGAAGUGCCGAAGCUGUAGCUGACGUUAUUGUAGAAGAAAACACAUCUAGACCGGCAAUUACAGCCGAACAGAAACAACAAUUCGCCCCGGCGGGAUCAAGUGUAACUUUGAGAUGUAAAACAUUGAAUCCGAGCGCUAGGAAUUCGGUGAGAUGGUUCAGAGAGAAUUUACCUCUACCACAAAACGCACGAGUCAGCGGAGAAAUUUUGCAGCUGAGCAGCGUUCAACAACGAGACGAAGGGCGGUAUUAUUGUGAAGUGUCGACCAGAGAAGGAACUUACAGCGAUUACGUCGACUUCCAAUUGAUAGCACAUAAGGAGUCAUGCGAAGACGGAUGGUGGCUUUGCAACAACCGAAACUGCAUUCCAGAAACACAACUGUGCGACAACAUUAAUGAUUGCGGUGAUACUAGCGAUGAAAUGGACUGUUCAACUAGGAUACGACGGGGCCCAGACAAUAGGAAUCCCUCCACACAAGAACCAACUCUGUAUAUCUCACCACCUGAAAUGGACCGAUAUGUAGGAGACAAUAUUGACGUUGUUUGCCAAUCGUCGGAAAGAGGUGCUAUAACGGUUUGGUCCAAACUUUCCGGCUAUUUGUCCGAUAAUGUGGAGAGUAUCGGAGGGAACUUGAGAAUAGUGAACUUGAGGCCUGAAAACGCUGGAGUUUACAGAUGUGAAGCAACUGGUCGGCAGGGAGUCCAUCACAAGGACUACACUCUCAAUGUUGUUGAUAACGUCAAGGAUGAACCACCUCUAGAAAUCAAAACCGCACCAAGAGGAUCAACUGUCGUUUUGGAAUGUAAUACAGACCUGGAAGAGCCUAUAACUUACCUAUGGAGUAAGCAAGGUGGAAGUCUGCCCUCUUCGGUUGAUAUUUACAGCAGAGAAAUUCAACUUAACGACGUUGGCAGUAGUGACGCAGGAACAUACACCUGUUCGGCAAGCGGAGGCAUGCGCAACAUAGACGUACCGAUCAUCCUAGUCGUCACAGGCAUCGUACCAUACCUAACGCAAGCACCCAACAGCUACAUCACACUUCCCACCUUGGAUGACUCCUACAUGCAAUUCAACUUCGAAAUCUCAUUCAAACCAGAGAACGGCAACGGCCUCAUCCUGUACAACGGUCAGAAAGGAAACGACAUCGUCGGAGACUUCAUAUCGUUAUCUCUGGUCAACUCCGUUCCAGAGUUCAGGUUCAACUUGGGACACAGCACAACUAUUUUGAGAGCGGAACGUCCUAUCACCAACGGCGAAUGGCAUACCGUGAAGAUAUCCAGAAACAGAAAGAAGGUAACCAUGUAUGUCGACGGAGAAGGACCUUUCAUUGCUGUAGCUGAAGGAAAAUACAUCGGACUCGAUUUGGUUGAGCACUUGUUUUUGGGAGGUGUGCCUAGUGUUACUAAUAUUUCGCCAGAAGUUUUCCUUUACUCUCCGUAUGUCGGAUUUGUAGACGCUUGUGGAGUAGGAAGAUGCAUCGACAACGAGAACGGUUUCGAAUGCCAAUGCCCUCUAGGACACGUAGGACGCAGAUGCGAAAGAAUGGUAACAAUUAACGAGCCAGCGUUUCAAAAUGACGCUUACAUCGCUUACCAAACCCCUAGACCCGCCAGGAGGUUGAAAAUCACCAUGAAAAUCAAACCGAACAAUUUGGAAGAUGGUAUUUUGCUUUACUGCGGUGAAACGGAAGAAGGCCAUGGCGAUUUCAUAAGUUUGGCUGUGCGCGACAGACAUUUGGAGUUCAGAUUCGACUCAGGAAACGGAGCAACAGUCAUAAGAUCCGAAGACGAUUUGCAACCUGGUCAAUGGCACAUUUUCACCGCCACCAGGUCACUCAGCGACGGCAGCCUAACGGUGGAUGGAAAAACUCCUGCGACAGGACGAUUGGCACGAAACUACAAGAGUCUCAACCUGCAAACACCUCUUUACGUCGGAGGUUACGAUAAGCAUCGCAUCAGAGUCAAUGAUGGCGUGAAAGUAUAUUCUGGAUUCAAUGGGUGCAUAUCUGACAUCAACAUAUCUGGAGUCGACAUCAACAUCAUCCAGAACGUAACAGAUUCUUCAAACGUUGAGGACUGUAACGAUUCCUCAGACGUCGACAAUAACAUAUACCCGCCUGAUAACGGAAACGACGAAAGAACUGCCAGACCCUUCGAUAGUAGACAAAUCAGUUGUUCCAACAACACUUGCCUGAAUGGCGGUCAAUGUUACCCCAUGUCGCCGACCGACUACCAAUGCUCUUGUCCAGCUGCAUUCAGCGGCAAAAACUGCGAGGUCGCCAAACACAAGUGCGACAGCCAACCUUGCCAGAAUCAAGGAAUUUGCCACGGAAAUGGCUCACAUUAUAGAUGUGACUGUCCAUUAGGAUUCUCCGGAUACGAUUGUGAACAAGGCACUGAAUUACGCAGUGAUGUUCACUUCGACGGCAAUGGAUUUUUGGAAUUCAGUAAAGCAUUGUUACCACAUCAGGGAGAGGAACAAGAAAUCAUUGCCCUGGAGUUGUCAACUAACCAGUCCAGCGGUCUCAUUUUUUGGCAAGGACAACAACCAAACGAAGACGGGCAGGGACGUGAUUAUAUUGCUCUAGCAAUCGAAAACGGUUAUCUGGAAUUCAGUUUCGACCUCGGCAUGGGCCCCGCCAUAAUCCAGAACCACAAGAUACGCGUCGACGACGGUGAGAGGCACACCGUCAUCCUGAAACGGGACGGCAGAAAAGGAUCCAUCUACGUGGACAACACUUGGUUGGAGGAAGGUGAAGCGGAAGGAUUCACUACCCUAAUGAACUGCGACGGCAACAUAUACUUGGGAGGAACUCCCAACAUUGCAAGGAUGACGGGCAGCAGAUUCAGCCGAGGAUUCAGCGGAUGCGUCCACAGUUUCGAAUUGCAGGACGGCCAAAGAUUAGAUUUAGGAAUCAAGUCAAUAAACGGUUUGAAUGUCAAACCUUGCUCGAGCUCGGAGUUUGAUAACUCCAUACCGAUCAGAGGAGAUCUUAAUUAUUAGAGAAUGAAAACUAGUUCUGAAUAAAUGCAGUCACUGUCAGUCAAUCUUGAUAUUGUAUAAAAUUUUCAUCCAUUAGUGUUCACUUAAUUUGUGUUCAUUUUUUUUCAAAUCACAGGUGAAAGAACAGCGCAUACUGUUGAUGACACAAGUAUGUUGCAAUCCUGUGACUCAACAUUGGCUGUAUUUCAUAUUAUCUGCUUCUUAUGUUAAUGUUAUGAGCUUUAAUCUGCCUGAUGAAAUACAGCUUGGUGUAAUUUUGUAUUACUUCCGAACUGCCAUUUUUUUCUGGUCGUGUACUUUUUAUACUAUUUUUUGUAUGUUUUCAUAUUGUAUAAUACUUGUUAAAUUUCGUGCCAUUUGUUAGUAGACUCAAAAAAUGGUCCAAAAUGUAUUUAUCCAAUAGUUCUUGGUGCUAAUAUAUUCUAAAUAGGUUCUUUUUGCUUCCUCAUGUUUUACGUUAAGUGGUUCACAUUAUUUUUUCUCUUCGGUACUUAUGAAUAUCCAUAUUUCACAAAGAAAAAAAUGUAUACAAUGUGAUUUUGAGAAACGAAACUGAAACGUAUCAGCAAUGGUGAUUAACAAUACAUACAUAGGUAUAGAUAGGCUAUUAAACUAUUUUAUAAUUGCUUACGUUCAUCUAGAAUUAACACCUACAAAUAUCACAAUAUUGUUCCAAAGAUGUCUUCAUUUCGAAAUUUGUACUGAAAACGGCAUUUCUGGGUACUAUUCAUUCUGCAGUACUCAAAAUAUGAUGAAUGCCUCAUGACUCUGAUGUUGUUAAUAAUGUUAUGUUGAAGUGCAUUUUCAAAAACUCAAGACAAUAAAUAUAUGAAUGUAAA